AUGGCCUCGCAACAGACCCUCAAACCUCAAUUCUUUGUCACCCGUCAGAAUGGCAACAUGGUCCCACUGAUUGCCAUGGACGAGCUGCCCAUUCAUGUCCAGAUUGAGGGUGUUUCUCGCAGUCUCGGUCCCCACGACAUCGCUGGCAUGAUCGGUAUUGGCACCUACGAAGCCCGUCACGAGUUCCAUGUUGUGCGAAGCAUGAACAACACCACACCAAUCCCUUUUUAUCCCGUUCACGGUUCUCAAACUCCAAACUCGAACGCUUCACCGCAAAAUUCCACCGUCACGACUCCAUUGUUGUGUCCAACCACUCUCUCAACUCCCACCCCACCCAAAGCAACCGACGUCAAGGGAAAUCAACCCAGCGCAACAUCUAGCAACGCUGUCUCAUCUUCCACCGUCUCAAUCGAAGAGGAAAACAAGUCUUCUCGACCUACAUCCCCUCCCGCCAGUCCUAGUCCUCGUCCCAAAGUCCAGUUUCCUACGACAACCACCACGACUCCCACUCUCGCUCCUCUCGCAUGGCGAAACAAGGCUGCGCCCAUUCCCGCAAGCACACCCAACCCUCCUGCCGACCCAGACCCAGAGAUGCCUCCGCCUGGUCAGAAAAUCUACUGCUCGUACUGGCUGCGCAACGGCGAGUGCAACUUCGCGCAGCAAGGGUGCAUGUACAAGCACGUAAUGCCGCUCAACCUGCAGGUGCUCGAGGUACUUGGCUUCCGCGACCUCCCGGACUGGUACCGCAAGACGUACAAGUGCGGCAGCCUGCGCGUCAAUGGCGGGCGCAACGGGCUCAGCUACGGCAUCCUCGACGGCAACGUCAAGCCCGCCAACAAGAAGCGCGUCGGUCCCGAUACGGAAGCCACCAAACGCAUGGUUGCGUCCCACAUCAACGCCGUGCCCACGCCAGGCAGCAACGGUAGAGGAGGCGGCGGCCGAGGACAUUACCGCGGCGGCAACAACAACCACCACCACCACCGUGGUCACUCCGGGUCCGCCCUCCAGCAACCCACCGCGGCCAAGGUCGACAGGGAUCCCUUCAGUGAGAAGAUGCGGCGCGAUGCGCGCCUGAGGGCCGCCUUCGACGCCGACCUCAACAGCGAGAUCAGCGACAUGAUGAUGGAUCCGGAGAUGGAGCGAAUCCGCGAGCAGGAGCAGGCCGGCUGGGAGGAGGAGCAGGCUGCCGCGAGAAAAGCCGCUGCCGCCGCCGUCGCCGUCGACGCCGACAAGACGACCGCCGAGAGCACCGAUGCUGCUCGGAGCGCCAGCAAGGAGUUCGACGCUGCCAUGGCUGCUGUCCGUGCUGCUCCUAUUAUUGCUCCUACUCUUCCUCCUGGUCAUGCUGUUCCUGCUGCUGCUCCUUCCAGCCCUGCAAGACCUGCUCCCGCUGCAACUACUCCUAGCCCUGCAAGUUCAGCUGGCAAAGACGGGAAGAAACAUGGCCGUGGUGGUUCCGGUGGCGGCAAAUAUUCACCCCGUGGGAAGAAGGCCCAGGCCCAGCCUCAGGCCCAUGGCCAAGGGCAGAAGAGAGCUUAA
Messenger RNA from Fonsecaea multimorphosa CBS 102226, 1539 nucleotides. RefSeq lists its product as uncharacterized. The record is from RefSeq and is a predicted model, not a curated record. Bases 1 to 1539 code for a protein of 512 amino acids. NCBI's taxonomy places the organism in Eukaryota, Fungi, Ascomycota, Eurotiomycetes, Chaetothyriales, Herpotrichiellaceae. Gene Ontology annotation, molecular function: metal ion binding. The transcript has a single exon.